AUGGUGGACGUGAGUUUAGAGGAGCGCUGCCAGCGGAUCCUGCAGGAUAUGGAGGGCUCUUUGACAGCUCGGGACCGGGUGGGCAUUCAAGACUUUGUUCUCCUGGACGCCUACACCAGUGAGACAGCAUUUAUGGACAACCUCAGAAAACGGUUUAAUGAGAACCUCAUAUAUCAUCUGUUUGCAAUUAUUGCCAGUGUCCUUCAUCUCGGCAAUGUUCACUUUGAGGCCAGUGCCCAUGGUUAUGCCACAUUAUACAGCAGUGCGGAAGUACACUGGCUGUCAAAGUUAUUGGGAAUCCCCUUAAGCAUGUUACAGGAGGGUUUAACUCACAGAAAGAUUGAAGCCAAAGCAGAAGAGGUUCUAAGCCCUUUCACCGCUGAACAUGCAAAGUAUGCCAGAGAUGCACUAGCCAAAGCCAUCUAUGGCCGCACAUUCUCAUGGCUUGUUAAUAAGAUUAAUGAAUCGUUGGCUAAUAAGGAUUCAACCAGAAAGACGGUGAUUGGACUGCUUGACAUCUAUGGAUUUGAAGUGUUUGACGUGAACAGUUUUGAACAGUUCUGCAUAAACUUCUGCAAUGAAAAGCUUCAGCAGCUUUUCAUCCAACUCACCCUCAAAUCAGAGCAGGAGGAGUAUGAGAUGGAGGGAAUCGAGUGGGAGCCAGUGCCAUACUUUAACAACAAGAUCAUCUGUGAUCUGGUGGAAGAGAAACAUAGAGGCAUCAUAUCAAUACUGGAUGAAGAAUGUUUGCGUCCUGGAGAAGCCACAGAUUAUACAUUCCUGGAGAAGCUAGAGGAGAAGAUGUGCGGUCACCCUCAUUUUGUCACACACAAAUUGGCUGACCCGAAAACACGCAAGACCCUUGAACGAGGGGAUUUUCGACUUCUACACUAUGCCGGAGAGGUUACUUACUCAGUUGUUGGAUUUCUUGACAAAAAUAAUGAUCUUCUGUACAGAAACAUUAAGGAGGUCAUGCGACAGUCUAAGAACAGUAUUAUACAGCAUUGCUUCCAUACUAUUGAACCUGACGGCAAGAAAAGACCCGAGACGGUAGCCACCCAGUUUAAGAGCAGCCUUGCAGGCCUCACUGAAAUCCUCAUGACCAAGGAGCCAUGGUAUGUGCGGUGUCUGAAACCCAACCACUGUAAGCAGCCAGACCACUUUGAUGAUGUCAUGGUGAGACAUCAAGUCAAGUACCUGGGGUUAAUGGAGCACCUGAGAGUCAGGCGUGCUGGGUUUGCUUAUAGGAGAAGAUACGAGGUCUUCCUGAAAAGAUAUAAGGCUCUAUGUCCUGACACAUGGCCACACUGGAAGGGGACACCAGCAGAGGGAGUGCAGCGACUCAUCAAACACCUUGGCUAUAAACCAGACGAGUACAAGAUGGGAAGGACAAAAAUCUUCAUUCGCCAUCCCAGGACUCUUUUUGCCACUGAAGAUGCGUUUGAGAUCUGCAAGCAUGAAUUAGCCACAAGAAUCCAGGCCAAAUACAAAGGCUAUAGGGUGAAAGGAGAAUACCAGAGGAAGAGGGAAGCAGCUACCAAGAUUGAGACAUGUUGGCGGGGCCUUCAGGCCAGAAAAGAAAGGGAAAGGAGAGCCUGGGCUGUCAAAGUCAUCAAGAAGUUUAUUAAGGGCUUCAUAAACAGGAAUCAGCCUGUCAGCAUGGACAACUCUGAGUAUCUGGCCUUUGUCAGACAGAGCUACCUCACUCGACUCAAAGAGAAUCUGCCAAAAUCAGUAUUGGACAAAACCAGCUGGCUAACUCCUCCACCCAUAAUGCAAGAGGCCUCAGUGCUCUUGCGUAAGUUGCACACACGUCUCCUCGUGCGGAAGUAUGUUCGAGGGAUCAGUGCACAGCAGAAGGUGCAGCUGCAAAUUAAAGCACUGACCAGUGACAUAUUCAAAGGCAGAAAAGAGAACUACCCUCAGAGCGUAUGCCGACCCUUCGCUGACACUAGGAUAAGUGAACAAGAUAUAAACAUCAGAGUCUUGCAGCUGAUUUGUCCUGAGGGCAAUAAGUACAGUGUUCCAGUGAUUAAGUAUGACAGGAAUGGCUUUCGGCCACGUUUCAGACAACUGAUCUUCACUCAGGCCGCUGCGUAUCUGGUGGAAGAGGCCAAAAUCAAACAGAGGGUGAAUUACAGUUCACUAAAAGGGGUGUCUGUCAGCGAUUUAAGUGACAACUUCCUGAUUCUCCAUGUCACUUGUGAAGACACAAAGCAAAAAGGGGACCUGGUCUUGCAGUGCAGCUAUCUAUUUGAGGCAUUGACAAAAAUCUGUGUAGUGACAAAAAACCACAACCUCAUCAAAAUUGUUCAAGGGAGUGUGAGGUUUGACAUCCAGCCUGGCAAAGAGGGCUUUGUUGAUUUUAAGAGCAGCAGUGAAUCAAUGGUCUACAGAGCCAAAAAUGGACACUUGAUGGUGGAGUCUGCACGGACAAAAUCUCGAUGAUGAAGUUUUACCUCACAAACCUUCUCCACAAUGGCCCGAUUAAUGCAUUUCAGUUGAGUUUAUUAAACACUUUAACUUGCCCUAAAAGAACCUAUAGAACGGUGUUUUCCAAUGGCCCCAAGACAUGAAAUGAGUGUUUAAGGUUACGGAGACAAAAUGUGUACUUUUGGGGAACUCCAGAACCAGGGUUGGGAAAUAUUGCUCUAUGAUAUUAAUGUGUGAAUUCAAAGGACAAAUCAUGAAAUAUAACUGUAAUUUAUUUAGA
Messenger RNA from Sinocyclocheilus grahami, 2713 nucleotides. RefSeq names its product unconventional myosin-Ic-like. Gene Ontology annotation, cellular component: myosin complex; microvillus; plasma membrane. Gene Ontology annotation, biological process: actin filament organization; actin filament-based movement; endocytosis. Bases 1 to 2448 code for a protein of 815 amino acids. Gene Ontology annotation, molecular function: actin filament binding; ATP binding; microfilament motor activity. The record is from RefSeq and is a predicted model, not a curated record. Lineage: Eukaryota; Metazoa; Chordata; Actinopteri; Cypriniformes; Cyprinidae. The transcript is spliced from 27 exons.